This is a messenger RNA of Pogona vitticeps (central bearded dragon), 4999 nucleotides long. The record is from RefSeq and is a predicted model, not a curated record. NCBI's taxonomy places the organism in Eukaryota, Metazoa, Chordata, Lepidosauria, Squamata, Agamidae.
CAGCCGGUGACUUCGCCUCCCCGGCUCUAUUCGGACCGAGUUUCUUAUGGCUACCCCCUCGGGAGCCCACCCAGAAACCAGUACGCCGACUGGAUAAAACAACUGUUUGAGCCUCAAAACUCAAGCGCUUUCCGGCCUUCGGCCCUUUACACAUACACCCCACAGAAGUGGAACCCCAUGCAACAGGUCAACUUUGCUCGGGUAGAAAACUACCCUCUGAUCAGACGUGUGAACACGGUCACCCUCCGGAGCGACUUCCGGAGCCCUUCGACCGUAUGGAUUCCUCCAGCCGACAGGAAGAUCCACUGCUCCCCUCUGGUGGCGCAGCUGACUUCUCCGGCACUUCCUCUCCCGGCGUCUCCUCGGGAACCUCCGGCCCCUGUGUCUUCUCCUCCUCCUCCUCCUCCUCCUCCUCCGGACCCAGAUCCCUGUGCUCGAGAGACCGUGGUGAAGGCUCUCCAGGAACUCAUGGCCAACAAAAAGAGGGCAAAAGAAGGAGGAACCCCACCCUCUCCGACCAUCCAGGAAAACAAGCGCAUACGCCGGGGGAGCACCGAGAAUGGACAGCCAGCCUCUGAGCCUUUAGUGGCCAACGAAGUGCCAGCGCCCCUUGAGCCCCAGCCUGACAUGCCGAAGCAGGGCCCGCAGCUUUCUCCCAGCUCAGAAGAGGCCACCUCCAAGAAAGCCUGCCCCGCCUCCACCAGCUCAGCGGAUGGCGAGCCCAAGCGCCCCUUCCGCAACAACUGCAUCUACAGCUCGUACAGCUCCUCCGGCGGGAUUGAGCAGCUGUGGAAGAAACGAGGCAUCCGGACUUCCUCCGUCUCCAGCCAAGACUCCUCAUCUUCCGGGACCCCGGAAAAGCCACUCCGGAAGGGGAAGCCUCCUGACUCCAGCCUAGUGGAGAAGGUGGCCACUCACAAGAGCAAAAUCUCAAGCCCAGCCAAAGCGGACAAGGCAAUACAAGUUAAUCUGAUGCCUAACGCACCUGUGCAGAACCAGGAUACCCCUCCGGUCUCCGUCCCGGCUCCCGUCUCAGGCAGCAGCAGCAGCACCACAACCACUAGUGGUGGUGCCCGCAGGCGAAAGGUCCAGCUGGUCAUUACUCCGAACGAGCCCUUGAUCAUGCCACCCCCGAUUGAGCUGGGCUACAAGAUCACCAGGGCCGACUAUGACGCGGACCGCCUGGAGAGGCUGAGGCAGUUCAAGAGAGGCUUGGACUCUUCAAAGGAUUCACCCCCGCCUGCAGAGGAUGGCGCGCCCGCCCCCAGCGAUGGCUCUGCCGCCAUGGGAGGCAGCACCUCAGGGCAGGAGGGCCGGAGGGACGCGCCGGAAAGACAGGACUUCUCAGGACAGAUAGGCACUCCCGCUGCUUUCGAGACUUCUCAGGGACCGGUGGUGCCCCCACUCACUUCUUCUCUGCCCGGGAACGCCCCGGUGCCAAUCAGCUCCUGGAUGACAGACACAGCUGCCCAGACACUCCCCUCCAGCGCACUGGCUGCCCCGAUGGCCACUGCCCCGAUGGCCGGACCAUUUCCUUUUGCCUCGGCCCCACCAGCUGGGAGCGAAAGCAGCCUGGCGAUGCCCUCUUUCUCUCAGCUGAUCCAGACCCCCACCGGGCCCUCUGCCACACCCAAGCCCAGCAUCCUGUUCGGAAUGCUCACCAGCCCCCUGGGCAGCCCGCCUACCAUGGCCGUCACUGCCACCUUGGCCAGCCCAGCUCCCGGUACCUCUUCUGGCCUCAGCACGACCCUCUUCCUCCCUGUCUUUGGCACUCUAACCCACACCGACAGCUCAGGCUUCUCUGGCAGCGGAGUUCUGGCCUUCACCCCUGGGGCGACACUGCCCACCGGGGCGCCUCCUUCCGCCGCCCCCAGCUAUGCCUUCAAACCUAUCUUUGGGGCACUGCCACCCCAAGCCUCCACCACCAGCCCGGCUGUAGCUGGCACUUCAUCCCUUUUUGCUUUCCAGACGAGUCUUCAGCCGACUGCCGCCGCUGGCCUGCCAGCCGGCGGCCUUCCUGGUUUCUCUGCUCACUCGGCGGGCUUCGCCUCCACCUCCGCCAGUCUCUCUGGGGCAGUAAGUGUGACGACCAUCUCUGCCAGCAAACCAGUGUUCAGUUUGGGCCCCAGCCUACUGGCCGGGGCUCCUGCCACCACUGUGGCAGCUGCCCCUUCAUCCCUUGGGGGUCCUUCAGCCUCCCAGCCUUCUCCCUUUGGGGUCUCAUCCGGCAGCGCCAGCGCAGCAGCCUCACCCCUGUACCCGUUUGGCACCCUGGCCGGUGCCCCGAACGCAGGGCCUAGCCCCUUGGCAAGUCCCGCCUUCGGCCAGGCACCCCCCGGAGCAGCUGAGGGGGCUCCCGGCGCUGUUGUCACCACAAGCUUCAGCACCGGGAGCUCCCUGCUGGCUCCCGCCGCCCCCCUGCCCAUGACGACGCAGUCUCCCUUUGGAUCGGGUCCACCGUCUGGCAGCCCCGCCACCUCGGCUGGGGGCUUUGUGUCAGCCACUAAGCUUGCGUUGCCCUCGGCAGCAAACGGGGGAGUCCCUGGUAGUCAGGCCCCUGCCCUCAAGGCAGCCCCGGGGCUGGUGGGCUUUGCGUCCCCUUCGACCUUCACCGGAUCGGAGGUCCAGCCAGCCUUUGCGGGAGGCAGCGACGGCGGCGGCAGUAUCACCCCUUCGCAGGCCCCCUUUGGAGGGACCGGGGCGCUGACCUCUUUUGGCGCCAAGAGCACCCCGCAGCCCUCCUUUGGGGCCCUCACCCCCUUUGGGGCAGCCACCACCACCACGACCGCCCCCUCGGGCUUUAGCUCUGGCGCUCAGGUCUCCGCCGGCGGCGGCAGCAACAGCAGCACCACCACCACCACCACCACAGGGGGCUUCAACUUUGGAGGGCCAAUGCCUUCCUCCUCCUCCUCCUCCCCCUUUGGGGUGUCGAACCAGCCACCGACGGCUGCCGGAGGGACUGCCUUUGGCGGGGAUACCGGGGCCAGCAGCAGCUCCCCCAACCCAGGGAUGCUCAGCGUCAACUUCCACUUUGGCGGUGGGGCCACGGGGGCCGCCACGCCCUUUGGAGCUUCGGUGGGACAAAACACCCUGGGGCCCCCAGCCCAGAGCCCUGAGGGUUUCGGCCUCCCCCCAAGCGCGCCGGAGACCAAGCCCGCGUUCGGAGGUGCCCCAGCCCCAGACUUCGGACGGAGCCAACCCUCAGGGGGGGGGCAAACGCCGGGCAAUACUCCGACCUUCGACACUGCAGGCGCCUCCAACUUUCGGACAGCAAGCACCCCCAACUUCCGGACAGACAGCACCUCCAACUUUCGGACAGACAGCGCCCCCAACUUUCGGACAGACGGCGCCUCCAACUUUCGGACAGACGGCGCCCCCAACUUUCGGACAGACAGCACCCCCAGCUUCACUGCCUCAGGACCCACGUUUGCUGGCCCAGCCCCAGACUUCGGACGGAGCCAUUCAGCAGUGGGGGGGCCAACACCAGCCAAUACUCCAACCUUCGACACUGCAGGCGCCUCCAACUUUCGGACAGCAAGCACCCCCAACUUCCGGACAGACAGCACCUCCAACUUUCGGACAGACAGCGCCCCCAACUUUCGGACAGACGGCGCCUCCAACUUUCGGACAGACGGCGCCCCCAACUUUCGGACAGACAGCACCCCCAACUUUCGGACAGACAGCACCCCCAGCUUCACUGCCUCAGGACCCACGUUUGCUGGCCCAGGCCCAGACUUCGGACGGAGCCACGCCUCAGGGGGGGGGGCAAACGCCGGGCAAUACUCCGACCUUCGACACUGCAGGCGCCUCCGCAUUUCGGACAGCCAGCGCCCCCAGCUUCACCGCCUCGGGACCCACGUUUGGCCAAACGUCGGCGCCCUCCUUCUCCAUCGGUUCCGGCUCCCGGACAGGGGCUCGCCAACGGCUGCAGGCCCGGAGGCAGCAUGUCAGGAAGAAAUAGUCCCGACGGCUCGCCCCGGGGCCGGAAGCGGAGCCGCCCCGGAUUGAGCUAUUGAAAGACCCCAGGGCUGCCUGCGUGAGGCACCACCACCGCAGGCGUGAGGGGCUCUCGACAACACCACUGCUUCUAGCCCUGGGAAGAGAUGGAAGAUAAUCCCACAUUACUUGAAGAUGCUGAAACUGAACAAGAGGAAACUACUGUAGAUUACUCUUUUAUUCACUCCCACCCCCACAUCCUAUCCCUCCACUUUCUUUCUGCGCCCUGAGAUGUUUGUGUGAAUGUGAGAGGGAGGGGCCGGCUGGCCCCUGCUGAGGACAGUCCUUGUGUGUUGGAUUCCUCUCCCUGAGCCCUCCCGGGCUGUUCAUCCUGCUUCUCUCUCAAGAUCCAGAGUCUGGACGAGCUGGCUAGCUGUGCUUUUUCCUGCCACCGUCAUUGUGCCUUACUUACCCCAUCAAGAUCCAGACUGGUGGAUUUGGAAACCCCAAGAGCCGCUGGGGUGUCGACCAAUACUCCUGGGCUCAUGUCGCCUUGGGAUAUCCUGGCAAGACUUUUGGAGGAGCAGAGGGAGCCCUCUCCCCAUUUUUGUAGACCAUCUGGCGACAGAGACGCUGCCCCCUUUCCUGUCUCCCCUUCCCCCUUGUUUGUGUGUUUUAUGGAUGACUUUGUUGUUCUUUCUGUUGAUUUUAUGGAUUUAUCUUAGUAGUCAAGUUUGUAAGAAGACAGUAAAGGUAUAAGCUUUGGAUGAAUUGUAUGCAUGCCAGGUGUGGAUGCUGUAAAUGUCUGGAUGUGCCUGCUGAGGGGGAGAGUGGGAGGGAACAUGGCUGUGUGAUGCGCAUGGAAUGAAGCGGCGCCUGGCAGGUUAUCCGUGUCCGCGGACCCCAGACCAAACCAGAGCCUGGUGGCUCCAGGGCCGUGCUUGGGAACUCUUCCCAGGGGUGGGUUUCUGGGCGCAAGGAGAACAGAAGGUUCUGGUGCACUAAGGUUAAAAAGUAUUUAAAGUGUUUUUUAAUGAAAUUAAACUUUAUUUUUCUAUUUCAA